This is a messenger RNA of Aspergillus nomiae NRRL 13137, 909 nucleotides long. RefSeq lists its product as uncharacterized. The coding region runs from base 1 to 909 and encodes 302 amino acids. The record is from RefSeq and is a predicted model, not a curated record. Lineage: Eukaryota; Fungi; Ascomycota; Eurotiomycetes; Eurotiales; Aspergillaceae. The transcript has 2 exons.
AUGGCAUCCUCUUGGCUUCCAUCUCCUUUGAAAAGUCGAAGAGAAAGAAGAGCCGACCCUGAAAGGACCGUCGACGAACUGGUGCACAAAUACUACAGGACUAAUCAACCAAGCACCAAUGAUAUUCUCCGUGAAAUUCUCGGGAGCCCGGAACAGGCAUCGCUUCUCUUCAGCGCGCUUCGACGCCAGGUCUCUCUGAUUAAAUGCCGCUCACAGUCUUUCGAGGACGGCCAGAUAACCACCUACGACCGGGCCCUACUGGAGCUCAGCAGAAAUGGGGAGAAUUUGACUGAAACCGGUGCACUUGAGCUUUAUCUAACUGAAUUUCUCGGGAUUGUCCCUAUCUCGCCCACCUCUCAGAGUAGAGCUAUUCUAGCUAAACAGCUCGAGCUGGAAAGCGUACUAAACAGAGCUUCCGCCCUUGGUACCACGCCGGAGACAGUUAUCGAUCGUAAGGAGCAGCCUGAGACGUUGCUUGUUGACCAGGCGCCUGUCAAACCUGAAUAUGAAUACGGAGAUCAAGACGAUCAUUAUUGCGUGGAACAGACCGGUUUGAAGAUCAGUUCAACUGGACACGCACAGCAAGUUUUCGACCGCAUGGAUAGGCUUUUGGAAGUUUACCACCGCGCCAAGGAUGAGUACUACAAAGCUUUGCAAACAGAGGGGUUUGUUAGCCUCGACACAGUUCGUUUUCUUCGAGACACGGCAGAAAAUGUUCUUCGUUAUCUUCACGCAAACGGACUGUCAGACCAUACUUCUGUACCGGAUGUGGAGCAGGUCUUCCUGAUUGCCAGGGAUAAAGCGACACAGCUUACGGGUGGUCGAAAGAGGCAUUUCGAUGAAGGUAUCGAGAGAUAUAGUCGUAGGAGGAAGCGGCGGGCCCUCGACUCAUACCGCCCUAGGAAAUGA